This is a messenger RNA of Lodderomyces jiufengensis, 4989 nucleotides long. It is a transcript of the gene GCN2, whose product is annotated as serine/threonine-protein kinase. Gene Ontology annotation, biological process: regulation of translational initiation by eIF2 alpha phosphorylation; DNA damage checkpoint signaling. The record is from RefSeq and is a predicted model, not a curated record. The transcript has a single exon. Gene Ontology annotation, molecular function: ATP binding; protein binding; eukaryotic translation initiation factor 2alpha kinase activity. Bases 1 to 4989 code for a protein of 1662 amino acids. Lineage: Eukaryota; Fungi; Ascomycota; Pichiomycetes; Serinales; Debaryomycetaceae.
AUGAAAGAAGUUAGCAUUUCACUGGAACUAGAACAUAGACAAGAAGAUGAAUUAAAUAGUAUAGAAUCGAUUUAUGGUGAUAUUUUUAAGAAUAUUACAUCAAAAGAAUUAAUAUGGAAUAAGAAACCAAAUCCUCAUUUUCAAAUUCAUUUAGUUUCAGAUGAAGUUUGUAGAAACCCUGAAGUAUCAAUCAUACUAGAUAUUGAAUUUACACCAACUUAUCCAUUGAGUUCUCCAAAAGUCAAAUUACUUCAACCUCAUAACCUACUAAAAAUCCAUGUAUCUAAACUAAAAUCAAAGGUUGAUGAACUAUUAAAGGAGUACAAGAAUGAAGAGGUUGCAUUUACAAUCAUAUCUGAGCUUAAAUUUAUUUUGGAUGAAAUUCAAGCAACCACGGAAAAAGUGUUGUCGUUAGAAGAAGAAAGAGAACAGAGAUUGAGAAAUGAGAGAAUAGCACUAGAGGAGAAAGAAGCCAAACAACAACGAGAUAAAGAAUUGUCAACCAAGAAAAGAGGCAAAGAAUUAAAUGAACAAAUACAAAAACUCAAAGACGAAUUAGUCGAAGAAUCAGAUGAUGAGGAUGAACUGGCUGAUAUCGUGCCAUUGCCAGUGGAUCAUCAAAAUUAUUUUAUAUUUGAUAAUGAAAUGGAGGACAUACUACCAAAUAGUAGAAUUAAAUUUAAGUUUAGAGCAGUUUCAGGUUUUAUAAAGUAUACAAAAAGAGGUAUAUUCAAUUCGAUUGGUAAACAAAUGAUAGUUAAACCUUUUGUAACAAGAGAAAUUCAACAGAAAGCUGAUAAGCAAGGAUUGGAAUUAACUUACUUGUUAACAGAAAUAGUUUUGGAUAAUUCGUAUUGGCAAAAAGAUGGAGGUAAGCACGAAAUUCAGGAUCUAGAGAAGGAACUACAAAAUUGUCUAAAGCUAAGAGACCCACAUAUUUUGAAAUUAAUAGGUUUUCAAAUUGACAAAAACGAUGGAUGGAAAGUACGACUACUAAAUGAGUUCUCAUUCGUUGCAGAAUCAAUUAAUGAAAUUAUGCCUGCAAAAGGUCACAUAAGUCUACCACUAGCUAGAAAAUGGUUGAUGGAUUUGAUACCAGUAAUAGAGCAGUUACAUAACUCAGGAGUUAUACAUAAACUGAUUAAUUCAUUCACUGCUGUAAUAUUUGAUGAUGAAAAUGUUUUAAAUAGUAGUUAUUCAGAGUCAAGUUUAUUAAAUGAUACAAAAAUUAUAAAACUAUGUCAUCCAUCUUACGGUUAUAAAUUAAACAACAUGAUUGAAACUCAUCCAAAUGGUGGCACAACCAAAUUUCUCAAGGACAAAAACCAGGUACCUGAAUCAUGGAUCGCUCCAGAACUCAAGGCUAGUGGUGAUUAUAAUCCAAAGACAGAUGUUUGGGAUUUAGGUGUAUUAUUUUUAAAAGUUAUUAUGGGUAAGGACACAUUAAAUAAAGAUUUCCCAACACCAGAAGAGUUCAAUAAAAAGUUUGUUGAGAAAAUGAAACUACAAAGUGAAGAAUAUGCAGAGCUGGUUUAUGAUUUAUUGAACAAGCUAUUACAGUUAAAAUUUUCAAAAAGACCUACAUUAAUGGAAUUGAAUGCUGUUAAAUUUCUACGUGAUGGUCCUAUACUAAAGCAAACCACAACUCAUAUGCACAAUAAUGAUCAAAAAAGUCUAAGAUCCCCCACUACGAAAACACGAAGGAAAUUCUCAAACGAACUAAAAAAUCCAGAUAUAAUUCGAAAUUUAAAUUCAUCAAUGGUUUCAUCAGAAAAACAACGAAAUAGCAGAUAUGAAAGGGAUUUUGAAGAAAUUGGAAGAUUAGGUAAAGGAGGGUUUGGUGAUGUUGUGAAAGCCCGUAAUAGAAUGGAAGGUACAUAUUAUGCAGUCAAAAAAAUCAAACAUCGUGCAAAUAAAUUAGAUUACAUAUUGAGUGAAGUGCUAUCAUUAGCAAGAUUGAACCAUCAAUAUAUUGUAAGAUACUAUAGUACAUGGGUUGAGGAAGACGAAGAAGAAAAUAAUAAUGAAGAUGAAACUGAAUCUUCUAUUGUUCCGACUAACGAAGAAGCAAUACAAGAAGACGAAUCUGAUAUGUCAAGUCUAAAUCAUACAAACCAAUCAUCAUCGUAUUUACCAACACACAAUAGCUCAUUUCAAAUAGAUUAUAUGUCCAGAUCUUUUGAUCCUAGAGUGGAAUUUGAUGAUGAAUCAUUUGGCAAUAAAUUUGAGGAUGAUGAAGAAGAUGAAGAUGGAUUUGUUUUUGCAAAUUCAACUGAUUUGGAUAACACUAAAGAAGAAAGUGCAAGUACAACAGCACUGGAGUCAAAUAAUGCUAUAUUUAAACCAACUGUACCACCAAAAGUUGAACAAAAAUUCUAUCCCAAAUCUAUACUUUAUAUUCAAAUGGAAUUUUGUGAGAAUAAUACAUUAUUGAAUUUAAUAGAGCAAGGACUACCAGGAAACCCUAGUGAAUAUUGGAGAUUAUUUCGUCAGUUAUUAGAAGCUGUCUCAUACAUCCAUAGAGAAGGUUUCAUCCAUAGAGAUUUAAAACCAAUGAAUAUUUUUAUUGAUAGAUCAAAUAAUAUAAAAGUUGGAGAUUUUGGAUUAGCUAAAAAUUCUCAGUUUUUACCAUCAGUGCAACAAAUAAAUGAGAAAGUUGAUAAAGCAACAACUAGAAAUGGUGAAUUAUCAACUGUUGUAGGUACUGUUUUUUAUACUGCUCCUGAAGUGUCGUCUGGUAGAUAUGAUGAAAAAGUUGAUAUGUUUUCUUUAGGUGUGAUAUUCUUUGAAAUGUGUUACUCAUUAUCAACAGGUAUGGAAAGGGCACUAAUUUUGAAUAGAUUGAGACAACAAGUAUAUCCAACUAAUUGGAAAAAUUCACCAGAAAAGAAAAUUGUUGAACAAUUAUUAAAUCCUAACGCAGAACAAAGACCAAGUGCUUCUGAGUUAUUGCAAAGCAGUUAUUUACCAAUAGAACAUCAAGAUCAAGUGAUCAAAGAAGCAUUGAAAUCAUUAGCUGAUCCCGCUUCACCAUGGCAACAACAGGUACGAGAAACUUUAUUUAAUCAACCUUACUCAUUGGCAAAAGAUUUAUUAUUUGAUAGUGAUAACAAGUAUUCAGAAAUUUCCGCAAAUGAUUAUCUUUUAUUCAAUAAGAUUGUUGAUGAGUUAGUCAAAAUUUUCCAUAAACAUGGUGCAAUUGAAAAUAUAAAUACAAAUUUAAUACUACCUAAAAUUCCCAAUUUACAAAAAAAUCAAGUCUAUGAAGUUUUAGAUAGAAGUGGUCAAGUUUUAACAUUACCUUAUGAUUUGAUUAUACCAGUUGCUAGAUUUAUAAGUAAAAAUGAAGUCAACAUUUCAAAAUUUUAUCGUCAUGAAUUUGUAUACAGACCGAAUUUAAAAGGGAUGGGAAUGCCAGAUACUUAUAGUGCUAUGAAUUUUAAUAUAAUUAGUACAUCAGAUAAUGACAUUAUUACUAAUGAUGCUGAAUGUAUAAAAAUAGCUGAUGAAGUUUUACAUAUGAUACCAAACUUGCCAGUCAAAAAAAUUAUAUUAAUCAAUAAUUAUGAUAUUUUAAAUGCUGUUAUUUCAUUUGCUUUUAAAAAUGUUCCAAUAGAUGAUCAAAAGAGAAUAGAGGUGUUUCAAGUUUUAUCGCAAUUAGGUAUAGACAAAACUAAUGAUGAAAUAAAAAAAAUCUUAAAGGAAGAUUUUCAAAUACCAAGAAUAGCAGUUGAAGAAUUAAUUGGAAAUUUUAGAUUUACAUGUUCAAUUCACGAAGCAAGACAUAAAUUACAGAAAUUAAUGAUUGAUUCUCCACAUCUAAUAAAAGUUGAAAAAUCAUUUGCUUACUUGAUUAAAGUAUUGGAUAUACUAAAGCAAUUUCAAAUACAAAGUGAAGUUUUGUUUAAUCCAUUGAUCAAUUAUGAUAAUCAAUAUUAUCGUCAUGGACUAAUGUUUCAAGCUGUUAUAAAAAGUGAGAAAUCGAAAAGGUUCAACAGAAUCAUAACUGGUGGUAGAUUUGAUUCAUUAAUAAAUUCGUUCAAAGAUAUAUCAAUUACUACCACAAAUUCAACAAAUCUACAUAAACAAUAUAACGGAGUUGGAUUUACUUUAACUACCUCCUUUUUAUUCACAUUAAUGAAAAACAUUAUAUCAAGAAAAAUACCAAGUAAAUUUGAGAUACUGAAAUGGAAAGGUAAUAGAUGUGAUGUUAUAGUUAGUUCAACUCAACAAGAUAAUAUUGACAUAUGUGGUUACGAAAUUUUAGGUAGGUUAUGGUCAAAAAACAUAAGCUCGGAUAUUUUGAAUGCAAAUACUCAAGACGAAAUUAUAAAUCAAGCUUAUCUAGAUGGUGCAAAAUAUGUUGUUUUAAUUAGACAGUCACAACAAUUAGUAAGUAGUAAAAGACAUAGUUCUAAAAAAUCAUCAAUAUUUAAACCACUAAAGAUCAAAUGUUUAACUUCUGGAAAAGACGUUGAUUUGGAUAACUAUGACGAAUUAAUUAGCUUUUUAUCAUCAGAUCUAGGAGAGGAUACAGCACCAACAAAUCCAGAAUACGAAGAAGAAGAAACAGAAGUAGAUUUUGAAAAUGAUAAACCAGAAGUAGAAUUAACCACUAUCGAUUUAAAUCAAAAAAUAACAGUAGUAAAUAAUGAUGCACCAAGAGGUCGUAAAAACAAUAAACGAGAAAAAUGGGAAAUUGAAAAUAACGCUAAAAUAAUAGGUGGUAAAGCAAUACAAACUUUAGCACAAGGACCAGUAUUAAUAUUUGAUUUAAGAGAUGAAGUUUUAGAUAUGAUUAGUAUUACUUCAAUACAUCAACAAGAUGAAUGGAUUAGAAAAGUAGUAUUUAGUUCAAAUAAUUUACCAAAAAGUUUUGCAAUGAAUAUUUUAAAUUGUCUUGUUAAAGAAUCAUUAAAGGGUCAUAAAUGGUGUAUAUUAGUUUCUUCAAGGACUCAAUAUACUACAAUUGUUGAUUUAAGAAGAUAA